AAUGAGUCUCAGAAAGACAAAGAUAAAACCUCAGAGGAGGAUGACUCAGUGAAAUUAUUUCUAGCGAGCCUAGAAAAGAAGUCGAGUAACAAAGACAAAACGGGAGCUAAGAUUAAUGAAAACUUAGCAAAGAACGUUACGUCGUUAAUGCGGCAAAAACCAGAGGAGGAUUACGAGAAAAAUGUCUUGGAUAAGAUUUGCAGACCUGAAAAUUGUGCAGGUUUAUCAAAAAUCACUGUUAAUCAGGUGAUUUGGGAUCGUAUCUCUGCUGAGGCGAGAACUACAGACGUAAAAAUGCAGCGUGUGCAAAACGCGUUAGUAAAAGGAACAACAAGUGUGGCGUUAAUUGCCAAUAACAUUCUUGAAAUUCUCGCUCAUAAAGAAGCAAGUGAAGAACAAAAACUCGAGCAAGUUUUGAAUAAUAUAUGGAAAACUACUGAGGACGCUCUAGUUUGCCUUGGAGGUGCUAAUUGGGAAUUAGCACAAAGGCGUCGAGAAUUAUUAAAGUCCCAAAUAUCAAAAGACUAUGGGCAUUUGUGUGCGCAAAAAGUGCCUUUCACUGACAUGCUCUUUGGAGAAAACGUYACGAAACAGAUUAAGGAUAUUACAGAUGACAAUAAAGUCACUCACAAAAUAUUAGAUCAUAAAUGGCGACGUGGCUCACGUGGUAGCUCAAGAGCAGCCUAUCGUGGACGAGGACGUGGUUAUGGUAGAGGACGUUUCACACCAUACCAGAAGCCUUUUUUAGGGAAUUCGAACAAUUCCCGCCAGUCAUACUCGAAAGGGAAGAGUUCCACUUCAACGGACACAACAGCAAAGAAGUGACUUCAAACAUACAGCUUACUGGGGAAAUGUUUACAAAAAAUCAUGUUGGAUCAAGCAGAAGCUAUUGUUGUAAUGCCAAAUUGGCCGACUCAGACGUACUACAGCAAGGCCAUGGAAAUGCUGAUAGACCAACCUCUUUUGUUGCCC
Messenger RNA from Exaiptasia diaphana, 972 nucleotides. RefSeq lists its product as uncharacterized. The transcript is spliced from 2 exons. The record is from RefSeq and is a predicted model, not a curated record. NCBI's taxonomy places the organism in Eukaryota, Metazoa, Cnidaria, Anthozoa, Actiniaria, Aiptasiidae. The coding region runs from base 148 to 825 and encodes 225 amino acids.